Molecule: messenger RNA, 810 nt
Organism: Impatiens glandulifera
Lineage: Eukaryota; Viridiplantae; Streptophyta; Magnoliopsida; Ericales; Balsaminaceae
Product: transcription factor MYB82-like
Exons: 2
Coding region: 1-810 (269 amino acids)
Source: RefSeq, a predicted model, not a curated record
AUGUUGAAGAAGGUAAGUCACUCGAAAGAACAAUUGAAAAGAGGCGCUUGGACGGAGAGUGAAGAUGCGAUAUUAAGAGAUUAUGUUAAACUUAAUGGUGAAGGAAAGUGGAACAGAAUUCCAAAAGAGACGAGUAUAAAGAGAUGCGGAAAAAGUUGCAGACUUCGAUGGCUCAAAUAUCUUAGGCCUGAUAUUAAGAGAGGAAAUAUCAGCGAGGACGAGAGAGAUCUCAUUAUUAGACUUCAUAAACUUCUUGGAAAUAGGUGGUCCUUAAUAGCUGGACGACUUCCAGGACGAACUGACAACGAGAUAAAGAAUUAUUGGAACACUUAUAUUGCAAAAAAGGUGCAAAUAACCAAACAUAAUCCUCAACCAAUUCCAAACAAAAGCGGGUCCAAUUCUACAAUCCUAACAACAUCAUCGUUAUCAUCGUCUUCAUCAAGAUGCGAUGCGGAACCACGUCAAGAGCAAGUCAAUGGUAGUAUCCAACAAUUCUCUAACUUUGUUGAAGAACAACAUCCGGUGGGGCAAAGCCACUCAUCUGGUUCAUCAUCUUUAGAUUGCGGAAAAGGUGAUGACAACAAUCGCGAUCAUGCUCGAAGCCCAUUGUCGGAUGCCUUGUCGAUGAUGAACAAUGAGUUCUUGUUGGAUAUUUCGCAAGAAUUAAGGUUUGAGCUUCAAGGUGAUGAUCAAAUGAUUAAUGGCGGUUGUGGUUCAUCUUCUUAUGAUCCUUUAAUGUUUUGGGAAGAAUUAGAAACCUUCUUUGACUCAGAUGCUGUUGUUCAAAUGUCAACCACUCCUCAUUACUGA